Caenorhabditis sp. 36 PRJEB53466 is the source of this 670-nucleotide messenger RNA. The record is from the annotation of a GenBank genome assembly. NCBI's taxonomy places the organism in Eukaryota, Metazoa, Nematoda, Chromadorea, Rhabditida, Rhabditidae.
AUGUCAGUCACAUUGCACACAACAUCUGGCGACAUCAAAAUCGAGCUGUACGUUGAGGAUGCCCCAAAAGCAUGCGAGGUUAGAAAAAUCGCGUUUUCUCUCUUGUCAAUUAGCACAUUUCAGAAUUUCCUCGCCCUCUGUGCCAGCGACUACUACAAUGGCUGCAUAUUCCACCGAAACAUCAAGGAUUUCAUGGUUCAAACGGGCGAUCCGACUCAUUCGGGCAAAGGAGGCGAGAGCAUUUGGGGAGGUCCGUUCGAGGACGAGUUUGUCAGUGCUUUGAAGGUAAAAAAAAGUUCGGAUAUCUGUAAAAUUGGAUCCGUUUUCAGCACGACUCUCGAGGAUGUGUCUCAAUGGCGAAUAACGGACCGGACACGAAUAAGUCACAGUUUUUCAUCACUUACGCCAAACAGCCGCAUCUCGACAUGAAGUACACGCUCUUUGGAAAGUGAGAAGAGGAACCUGUCUUUGCUGACAUAAAAUGCAUUCUUCACAGGGUAAUCGACGGGUUCGACACGUUGGAAGAGUUAGAGACCAUUAAGGUGGACAAUAAGUAUCGGCCUCUCGUGCAACAGAAGUGAGUAAUAUCGCAUAAUUUUCAACCGAAAAAAUUAUGUUUUCUAGAAUCCAGAACGUCACGAUUCAUGCGAACCCAUUGGCAGGAGAUUAA